GUGACGGUGUUGCUGGUGCAGUCAAAUGCUUCGUUAGGUGUUGAAGUGAAAUAACUCGUUUCAUACCGGCUGUAAUAACUGAAAUAUGGACUCUAAUUAACAGUUUCGUGUUGUGUUCUCAAUAUGUGGUACGACUAUUACUUGGUUCUUGUGAUUUUUAUUGCUCAGCAAUGUUAUUGUAUGGGAAAUACGACUACCGGAUGUGACGAGCCCUCAUGUCUGAAAUGCGGUCCAAAAGGAUGUAUCAAAUGCCCGAACCUGAUAGUCUACCCCUCCAGAAAAUGUGUCGACACCUGCCCAUACGGCCACAAGCUCAAGUGGAGCACCAUGGUGGACUACGUAGGCCGCGUUUGCCAGCACAACGGCAACUUCCUUGGGCUCUCGUCCAACGCCCUGGCAGUAUUAACCGGCGUCGUGACCGGAACCCUACUCUGCACCAUAUUUAUUUCAUCAGCCAUAGUUUACAUAAGAUAUAAAAGGAAAGACGUCCCCCCUUUAAGCGAAACUAGUUCGGAAAUCGACGAUUCUCCAGAAAAAAAGGACUUCCUUAAGCAGUUGGAAACCUUAAGACCCUACGCUCAGAAUUACCUAGACAUGCUGAACGACACCCGACGGCAGAUCCGAGAACUACAUCGCGAGGGCGACGUCAGCGCCAUCGCCGCGUACAGGCCGGUAAUACGUGAUUUGGCGAAGAUACUCUUGCUGUUAAACAGACCGGUGGAGAAAAUCGCCGUUCCUGACGACUGGGAGCACCUCUUCAACUGGGGAGAAAAAGCACUGAAACGGUACAAAAGAAUGAGCGAAACAUCCCAACCUCAAGUCGCCCAGCUUAUAAACUUCCUUCAGGGACCUGUAAUACCGACAGAUCUGGACCCAGAUUAUUCCAUUAGAGGGAGCACAACUAUGAGCACAUUCAAGCCAGACCAGGUUUUCGGUUCCAGUUUGAGCUUGAAGGAUGUAGCGAUAAAUAACUUUAACAGUAACUACGAUUCUAAGUAUCACACACCUCUGAAUCCUCAGUGGAAGUUUGAAUAUUCUCUAGUGUCGAACAAUAUGCCCUCGUCAGAGUUUAACCCGUCUUUGUGGAGGAACAGUAAAGAAUACCUUAGUAAUUCUUUAUUCCUGGAUGAUGAUUUCUACCAGUUAGGGUUCAGACCUCAAGACGAAAUCACUACUGAGUUGUGACGCUGCUUCCCGUCACUUGAGAACCAAAAUGUACUAGUCACUAAAUGUUUUUUACCUUUGUAUAUGUCUUUUUUUAAGUAUAUGUUUACUGUGUAAGAAACCACUGUAUUAUUAUUAAGUAAAUUAAUUUAUAUA
This is a messenger RNA of Anoplophora glabripennis (Asian longhorned beetle), 1320 nucleotides long. RefSeq lists its product as uncharacterized. Lineage: Eukaryota; Metazoa; Arthropoda; Insecta; Coleoptera; Cerambycidae. Bases 124 to 1185 code for a protein of 353 amino acids. The transcript has 2 exons. The record is from RefSeq and is a predicted model, not a curated record.